Messenger RNA from Tripterygium wilfordii, 360 nucleotides. Its product is annotated as non-specific lipid-transfer protein 2-like. Lineage: Eukaryota; Viridiplantae; Streptophyta; Magnoliopsida; Celastrales; Celastraceae. Gene Ontology annotation, biological process: lipid transport. Bases 1 to 360 code for a protein of 119 amino acids. The transcript has a single exon. The record is from RefSeq and is a predicted model, not a curated record.
AUGAAGAAGCAGGAGGUCUCCAAUGUUGCCACUCUCUUUGUGGCGAUGAUGUUUGUGGUGGAGGUGGUUCCAAUGUCGCGGCCAAUAACUCCGAUGCCGCAGCCACUUAAGUCGCCGUUAGCACCACCACCGCAGACUAUGCCACCAACAGGGCAAGUAUGCAACCCACUGUCGAUGAGCGACUGCGGAGGAGCAAUCCUGUUUGGAGGGCCGCCGACGAAGCGAUGCUGCAUCGAGUUGAAUUCUCAGGGGAAAUGCCUUUGUGAGUACCUCAGGGACCCCACCCUCAAACAGUAUAUUAACAAUCCUAAUUCUAAGAGGAUUUCUACCGAGUGUGGUGUCGCGACCCCAGUGUGUUAG